UUCAGAGUAACUGAGACUGCAUGCCCUCAGACACCAUUGUUUGGCUCAACUGUGGGAGUGGAAAAUGACCUAACAAGAUGGGAGUGGCCACAAACCUGUCAGACCUGUUCCUGAUACAUGACUCCAGCAGGAUUCUCCCAUGCGUUAGUCCUUUGUUCAACCUGUAUUUGUCAAGCUGAAUGAGGAUGGCGGAAACACCGAACCCGGCUACUACCUCCUUUCCAGCACCGACUAUUUCUCUACCACUUGGAAUGGAAAUAUUGAGGACAUAUUCAGGGGCCCUGAUUUGUUUGGAAAUUGUGUUUGGAGGGUUGGUGUGGAUAUUAGUAGCGUCGACGAAUGUGUCUGUGCCAUUGUUGCAGGGAUGGGUGAUGUUUGUGUCAGUAACCAUGUUCAUCUGUUCGUCUCUAUACCUUGCCCUGUUUCUGCUGGGCCUGGCUGACAAGAUUAACACUGACUGGAAUUUCAUGGUGAGUGUGUAUGACUUUACAAAUGCACAGUGCUAAGACUAAUUUUGACACAUUCAUAGAGUGGACACUUUAGUGUAGA
Messenger RNA from Sinocyclocheilus anshuiensis, 549 nucleotides. RefSeq names its product protein MAL2-like. The record is from RefSeq and is a predicted model, not a curated record. Gene Ontology annotation, cellular component: membrane. Lineage: Eukaryota; Metazoa; Chordata; Actinopteri; Cypriniformes; Cyprinidae. The coding region runs from base 180 to 506 and encodes 108 amino acids. Gene Ontology annotation, molecular function: structural constituent of myelin sheath. Gene Ontology annotation, biological process: myelination. The transcript has 2 exons.